AUGGCCACGCUGCUGUCCCUGAGCGACUUCUGGCACACUGCUGAGGUGCCUCGCCUGGGGAUCCCCGCCAUCCGGCUCAGCGACGGGCCCAAUGGGGUCCGGGGCACCAAGUUUUUCCGCGGCGUGCCGGCUGCCUGCCUGACCUCGGGCACCGGUAUGGGCGCCACGUUCAACACCGACCUGCUAGUCGAGGCCGGCGAGCUGAUGGCGGAGGAGGCGCGGCACAAGGGCGCCCAUGUGGUGCUGGGUCCCACGUGCAACAUGCAGCGCGGCCCGCUGGGCGGCAGAGGCUUCGAGUCGUUCAGCGAGGACCCUGUGCUUUCCGGCAUGGCCGCCGCCAGCGUCAUCCAGGGAAUCCAAAAGAGCGGCAUUGCGGCAACCAUCAAGCACUUUGUUUGCAACGACCUCGAAGACGAACGCAGAUCGGUCAACUCGAUCGUCUCGGAAAGAGCUCUUCGCGAAAUAUACCUCCUCCCGUUCCAGCUGGCCAUCAAACACGCCAACCCCAGAUGCCUGAUGACAGCCUACAACAAGGUGAACGGCGAGCAUGCGUCGCAGUCGAAAGGGCUGCUGACGGAUGUGCUGCGGGAGGAAUGGGGCUGGGACGGCCUCGUCAUGUCCGACUGGUUCGGUGUCUACUCGGUCAAAGCUGCCAUCGAUGCAGGGCUGGACCUGGAGUGUCCCGGACCGCCUGUCAGUUCGAAGGGUGCUGGAGCUGGUGAAGCACGCUCUCAAGAGCGGCGUGCCUGUCGACGGCAAGGAGGACGCAGAAAACAACACCGCGGAAACCGCGGCGUUUGCGAGACGGCUGGCGUCGGAGGCGGUGGUUCUGCUGAAGAACGAGGGCAAGCUGCUGCCCCUAAAGCCCGCUGCGAAGGUCGCGGUCGUCGGUCCCAACGCCAAGUUCGCCAGGAUUUUUGGCGGCGGCUCCGCGUCCAUGACCCCGUACUACGCCGUCGACAUCUACUCGGGGGUGCAGUCCAAAGUCGACUAUGCGGUGCCGUAUGCUCUUGGCUGCUCGAUCGAGAAGAACCUGCUCGAUCUGGGCAAGCUCUCGGUGUACGACGGCAAGCAGGGCGUCCGCUGCAGAAUCUACAAAGAGCCCGCAGACUGCCCACAGCGCACUCUCAUCGACGAGUUCCACUUGGACUCGACGAAGCUCUCUCUGUUCGACUACAAGAACGCACAGCUGGAGGGCAAUCUCUUCUUCAUGGACUUCGAGGGCGAGCUGCACGCGGAAGAAGCGUGCGAGUACGAGUUCGGCGUCUGCUGUCUGGGCACGACGCUGCUGUUCUUGAACGACGAGCUGUUCAUCGACGACAAAACUCACCAAAAGCUGAGGAAGGGCGGGAUGGGCGUGUGCACCGUGGGCGACGUCAGGGCCAGGCACCUGGAGAAAGGCGAGGUGGUGAGGUUCAGAAUCGAGUUUGGCUCGGCGCCCACCCUGCGCGCCGGAGACGCCGACGCGGAUGGGGGCGGGUUCAUGCAUGUCACGGCCAUGAAGAAGGAGCGCGAAGACGACCUCAUUGCUCGGGCCCGCGAGGUUGCCGCGGCCGCAGACUGCGUCGUGCUGUGCCUCGGCACGUCGCCCGACUGGGAGAGCGAGGGUUUCGACAGAACCACGAUGGACCUGCCCGGCGCUCAGGACAGACUGGUCGAGGAGGUGCUGUCCGUUAA
Molecule: messenger RNA, 1677 nt
Organism: Ogataea haglerorum
Lineage: Eukaryota; Fungi; Ascomycota; Pichiomycetes; Pichiales; Pichiaceae
Exons: 2
Coding region: 1-1677 (558 amino acids)
Biological process (GO): glucan catabolic process
Molecular function (GO): beta-glucosidase activity
Source: RefSeq, a predicted model, not a curated record